Molecule: messenger RNA, 1997 nt
Organism: Artibeus jamaicensis (Jamaican fruit-eating bat)
Lineage: Eukaryota; Metazoa; Chordata; Mammalia; Chiroptera; Phyllostomidae
Gene: GNPDA1
Product: glucosamine-6-phosphate deaminase 1
Exons: 7
Coding region: 82-951 (289 amino acids)
Biological process (GO): carbohydrate metabolic process; N-acetylneuraminate catabolic process; N-acetylglucosamine catabolic process
Cellular component (GO): cytoplasm
Molecular function (GO): identical protein binding; glucosamine-6-phosphate deaminase activity
Source: RefSeq, a predicted model, not a curated record
ACCCGCGGCCCCGUGACCCGCGCGGGGCGGGCCAGGCCAGCCUGCGCUGUUGCUGCCGCAGCGGGAGGUGUCUGCGUCGAAAUGAAGCUUAUUAUCCUGGACCACUAUUCUCAGGCCAGCGAGUGGGCCGCCAAAUACAUCAGGAACCGCAUUAUCCAGUUUAACCCAGGACCAGACAAGUACUUCACCCUGGGGCUCCCCACUGGGAGCACCCCACUUGGCUGCUACAAGAAGCUAAUUGAGUAUUAUAAGAAUGGAGACCUGUCCUUCAAAUAUGUGAAGACCUUCAACAUGGAUGAGUACGUGGGUCUUCCUCAGGACCACCCAGAGAGCUACCACUCCUUUAUGUGGAACAACUUCUUCAAGCACACAGACAUCCACCCAGAAAACACCCACAUUCUGGAUGGGAACGCGGCCGACCUGCAGGCCGAGUGUGAUGCCUUCGAAGAGAAGAUCAAGGCUGCAGGCGGGAUUGAGCUGUUUGUGGGAGGCAUCGGCCCCGACGGACACAUUGCCUUCAAUGAGCCAGGCUCCAGUCUGGUGUCCAGGACCCGUGUGAAAACACUGGCCAUGGACACCAUCCUGGCCAACGCUCGGUUCUUCGAUGGAGAUCUCGCCAAGGUGCCCACCAUGGCCCUGACGGUGGGCGUGGGCACUGUCAUGGAUGCCAGAGAGGUGAUGAUCCUCAUCACAGGCGCUCACAAGGCGUUCGCUCUGUACAAGGCCAUCGAGGAGGGCGUGAACCACAUGUGGACCGUGUCCGCCUUCCAGCAGCACCCCCGCACCGUGUUUGUGUGUGAUGAGGAUGCCACCCUGGAGCUGAAGGUGAAGACCGUCAAGUAUUUCAAAGGUUUAAUGCUUGUUCAUAACAAGUUGGUGGACCCCUUGUACAGCAUCAAAGAGAAGGAAACAGAGAAAAGCCAGUCUUCUAAGAAACCGUACAGCGAUUAGCCUGCGCUAACCCUGCUGUCAGAGACCUCCUGAAGACAGACUUGGGUUUCUUCCACCCAGUGUGAUUACUCCAGGUUAAUGACUGAACUUACUGUUCCCGGGGGCAUGGCGUGAGGUCCGGUGCUGGAGUUUAGCCACGGGAAAAGUGACUUGUUGUAACAAUCAGGGAAAAAAAUCUCUCCAUAAUUUUGAUACCUGCUCCACAGAAAUUAGGGGUUUUUAGUUUUUUGUUCUGCCUGACACUUCACACGUAUCACACACUCCUGUCGGGAGUUCCUACCAUCAUGCAGAGAUUCUCAUUUCGGGGGAACAGGGACAUGUGGUACUGGACAAAGCCUCUUUGGGGGGCUGGAGAGCCCCUCUUGAGCAGCCUCCCCCCCACUUGAGAGUCACUGUUGCAGGUGAGUGAACAAAUCCUCAAUGUCUACAGUCAGCAUAAGGGGCAGUCCCUGGGUCAGCAACAAGCGCCAGGCAAGGAAUUCGGUCACUUACCUCCUUUCCUCAGUUCUCUCUGUCAAUUGGCCUUUCCGUGAACUCAGAGGACUCCUUGGGGGAGGAUUUGGGAGGAUAGGGCUAAGGAGAAGGCUUUGCUGAUCAACUCAGAGCCUCAGGGGGCCCGGAGACGUCAAACGCCCUCCCUCAGGGACCCUCCAGCGCCGAGAGGAAGCCGGAGGCCCUUUUCCCACUGGAGCCCUGUGUUCUUGUCCCCAGGUCUCACAGUGGCUCCCCAUCUUAGACCGAUCGGUGUGAAAAUCGCUGGGGCCAUGGACACUGGCGCACUUCUAGUGUGGUGCUCGGCCAGGGGGACAGGGCCUGGGGCAAGCAGUGCCGUUAUGAGUUUGGUCCCAACAUGAGUGCCACAUUCUCCUGCCUCCCUAGGGGCUGAGUGCCCAGACCACACACAUGCUCCUGAAGUCCUUUCCCGCCUCAAACACCCUGCCCGGCCGGCCCCUUCCAUCUGUGAUUGUGCUGUCGUUGUAUUCUAAGCUAAUAGAUCAAUGUUUACAAUGUGACAUUUUCUAUUAAAUCCAGUAUUUUCAAAUGUG